This is a messenger RNA of Amblyraja radiata (thorny skate), 744 nucleotides long. Its product is annotated as proline-rich protein 2-like. The coding region runs from base 1 to 744 and encodes 247 amino acids. The transcript has a single exon. Lineage: Eukaryota; Metazoa; Chordata; Chondrichthyes; Rajiformes; Rajidae. The record is from RefSeq and is a predicted model, not a curated record.
AUGGGAGCGACAGCGAGGACAAUGGGACCCCCCCCCCCCCCUAUCCCUGACAGUGGACGCGAGCCCCGGGACAAUGGGACCCCCACCCCUGACAGUGGACGCGAGCCCCGGGACAAUGGGACCCCCACCCCUGACAGUGGACGCACGCCCCGGGACAAUGAGACCCCCACUCCUGACAGUAGGCGCGAGCCCCGGGACAAUGGGACCCCCACCCCUGACAGUAGGCGCGAGCCCCGGGACAAUGGGACCCCCACCCCUGACAGUAGGCGCGAGCCCCGGGACAAUGGGACCCCCACCCCUGACAGUAGGCGCGAGCCCCGGGACAAUGGGACCCCCACCCCUGACAGUGGGCGCGAGCCCCGGGACAAUGGGACCCCCACCCCUGACAGUAGGCGCGAGCCCCGGGACAAUGGGACCCCCACCCCUGACAGUAGGCGCGAGCCCCGGGACAAUGGGACCCCCACCCCUGACAGUGGGCGCGAGCCCCGGGACAAUGGGACCCCCACCCCUGACAGUGGGCGCGAGCCCCGGGACAAUGGGACCCCCACCCCUGACAGUGGACGCGAGCCCCGGGACAAUGGGACCCCCACCCCUGACAGUGGGCACGAGCCCCGGGACAAUGGGACCCCCACCCCCACAUCACAAUCCCAGGCAAUGGGCGCGAGUCCGAGGACAAUGGGACCCCCCACCCCUGACAGUAGGCGCGAGCCCCGGGACAAUGGGACCCCCCCCCCCCACCCCUGA